AUGGUGCUAGACGACCGCCGAAUUAAAGUGAAAGAGAAAGCAGAGGUUGUGAACAUGUCAAAAGAACGUGUUUGUGACAUAUUAAAUCAACAUUUAGACAUGGGAAAGCUGUGCGCACGUUGGGUGCCGUGUAUGUUCACGAGCAUAGCACGCAUCAUUAUUUGGCAAGCUGAAGGCAGAAUUUGCGGAAAGACGGCCACAUUUGCAGAUAAAGAAAAUCCUGUCUCACCAAGACAACGCACCGCACCUCAGCGGGUGCCAUGGCGAAAAUCCACGAUUUACGGUUUGAACUGCUUCACCAUCCGCCUCACUCACCAGAUCUAG
This is a messenger RNA of Nezara viridula (southern green stink bug), 324 nucleotides long. Lineage: Eukaryota; Metazoa; Arthropoda; Insecta; Hemiptera; Pentatomidae. The record is from the annotation of a GenBank genome assembly.